Bursaphelenchus xylophilus (pine wood nematode) is the source of this 3596-nucleotide messenger RNA. NCBI's taxonomy places the organism in Eukaryota, Metazoa, Nematoda, Chromadorea, Rhabditida, Aphelenchoididae. The record is from the annotation of a GenBank genome assembly.
AUGGACUCCAAAGUGGAGAAGUUGAUCCGUCAGAAUCUGGGACACAAUGGGGAAUUGAGGGUUAAAAAGGAUUUGGUCGAUUCUUUGGUGGAUUUGGUCAAGGAAAACUGCCAACACGAGUUAGAGGGACUCACUCAAAGGUAGAUUUAAUUGUCUUUUGCUUGAGAAUAAUGCUUUAGGCUGAGUUUGAGAUCGAAAUCGAUAUCUACGUCGGGAGUUUCUUCGUGGAAUAUCCAAAAUAUUUCCUCCCACCACUACUCCAGCGAUGAUUUUGUUUUAAUUCAACGAAAAAUCAAAUCUGUGUGUGAUGUUGCGGCCAUGGAGCCGGAGUUCAAGAGGAUCAAGUGAGUUGUGAGGCAUUUUUCAUUAUGAAAAUCUGGUCGAAGAUUCAUAAAACUUUUACUUUUCUCGUCAUGUGGGAUAGAAUUAAUAUAUUAAUUUAGAUCCCGCAUCCUCCGGAUAUGUCAUAAGAUUUCAUUGCAAAGUCAGCGAUCCUCUUCUGGGACCAGAACGUCUUAUUCGUCAGCCGGAUCUUCGGAUACAAUCUUGGCGACCAGUGUUUUGUCAUUCGGUCAAUCCAUAAAAUCCAUCGACGGGAAAGAACUGGAGUACUUGAUCAAAAUCUUGAACAGUGACGAGGAUGCAAAGGCCAAGUCAGUGCUUUCACAGCCAUCCUCACUUUCUAUUCAUCACAAGCUUUCAAUUUUUACCUUAUUUUAGACAGUCAGCCAUCAAAAGUUUAAUGUCGAUGCCAGUGUUUGGUAUGAUUAGAUGCAGAUCUCUAGUGGGACUAGUAAAUUCAUUAACCGCUAUUAUUCCAAAUCGCCAAUUAUUCGAGCCAUCAAUGGAAUUACUGAUCAAGUUACUGGCUUCAAACGAUUAUCGACCUUGGACCGAAGUCAUGGAUAAGAUAAAUGAGAUGUUUACGACUGUCAACACUUCUUUUGAAAAGAAUUCUGUGGAAAGAUAUCAAUUCUCGGACUUUUGUUACCAGAUUCUCUCCCGAUCCUCCGCUUUCUACCGGUCCUUUUCGGUCUCCAGCCGUUCCAAGAUGAUGCCCAAUAUUUUAAAUCUUUUUUUACUUUCAUCUGCAAACAACUCUGGCUCUGAUCUCCUGUCCAUUUACAGUAAAAUGGAUCCAGACGCUAAUUUCAUCAAGAUGCGACUGUUCAACUUUUCGGAUCGUCAAGUUUUCCUCAAAAUUAUACCAGACCUCAUGUCUAAUAUAAAUGACCUCAAUAAUCUGAGUUCAUGUCAGAAAUGCUUUGUUUUUUGCAUGCUAAAUCAUUUUCUAUGUUAUCAAGAUCUUAUUGGACAUAUGGAUUUGAAAGUGAUCAUCGAUCACAUUGGAUCGCUUUUGAAUUUCCUAUUUUGUGACAAAAAGAUGAGAAAAGAGAUCAGAAAAAUGGCUGGAAAAGCAUUGUUGCAAGCGAGUCAGGUAGGAAAUUCUUUCCAAAUGAUCUUUAUUCCUUGUUUAGUCGGAAUCUGGUGCCAAUUUCUACUUUACUCACCUGUUCCCAUCCAUUUUGUCCAUCCGAACUUAUAUUUCGGUCCAAUUCUUGAUAAACAUUUUCAAAUUAUCCGAGUUCAACCCCGAAUUGGAUCGAGAAGAAAAUGAUUUGCUGAGAGAAUUUGUUCGACGAUGCCUUCAUCGGCGUCAACAUACGAUCUUUUCUUUAUCCAUGGAGCUGAUCAUGCUGAUUUAUCGAAAAAAUCGAGAUCUGGGGAUAUCCUUUAUCAUGGAGAACAACCUCGACGAUCGACUUGAUCCAAAAAACAUCUUGCACUCGAGGAUAUUGUUUAUUGGACAACACAGUCAGAUCAUGUGGAGACAUUACAGCCAUAUAUUUUUGGUCUCUAGCAAUCUGCAUCUUGUUAGUCAUCAAAUUGAGAUUAGUAAGGGAAACAUUUUUUUGUUGCCAAAUACUUUCCGAAUCAUCCGAAACAAGUUCUUGGUUUAGACUCGAUUGAGGAUCGGCGUUUCCUGGCCAAGUCGAUUGUAAAUUUUCUAAGCCGAGAAGACUCGGCUCCGUCCAGUUUGAGGGACCACGGCCCCUUAAUUCAGAUAAUUCUACUCGAUUUUAACUUCAUUUCCGAGAUUUUACGAUCUAUGGACUUUGGAUUCUUAUUGGAGGAGCGAUUUAAACAGCUAUAUGCGAAGAAGAACUACGGAUUCUUAUAUAAUUUGGCCUUGAUGUUGUACAAUCCAGAAGUCUUGAUCGAAGUUCGUAGGCAAUUCUCAAUUUGGACAAGGCUUUUACAGGUAACAAUGCCUUUCAAGUAGCUGCACAAUUAAUUUUAUCUUCAGUUCGCCCAAAUCUCCCAUUCAAAUGGAAUAAAAUUGGACGAAUCCACGGACUUUAUGAAACUUUUGAUCCUUCGGAUUCUGAUGGCAACUCCUUCAGAAAUCAACGAAAUAAAGUUGUAUGACUUCAAGAAUCCCUCGAUCCAACAGUUGUUUCGACCACGGGAAGAGGGAAUUAACAUUAUUUUCCCGAUAUUCGACUUUACGGAGCUUCAGAAACCGAUGUGGGAAACGUUUUUGGAUUCAGAAUCUGAAAAAGAGUGGAGUCUCAGGGAUUUAUUGGACGGAUUUGUAAAGCACCAUGAUGUCAAGAGGAGCGUGGAUUCGGAAGUAGGAGAUUUCACGGGGUCUUGGCUAAAUUGGAAACAAAAUUCGGGCAUCGGAAGAGUUUUAUUGUAAUAUCCAUGAUGAUUUAGUGGAAUAAUACCCAUAUAAGAGCGAAGGAAUAAUAUAUCUCCUUUUGUUGUCCAUGUUUUAACCUCCAAGUCACAAUAUAACCUCUUUAUUUCAGCCUCUUGCCAUUCCCGACUGGAUUUACCCACUUCUGGACUAUGCAGUUGGCCUGGGAAAGGAACGUAGCCGGCGGCGUCUGUUAUCUCGUCUUCAAAAUUUCAAAUUCCUCUCCGAAAAGCCGGAUUUUUUUGUAUCUGUGCUACUUUUGACAACCGAUUUCGAUGUCGAUUUGGCCACAGAAUUCCUCCUUCGAGUGCCGGAAGGUCAGGUUUUUUGGCCGAGAAGUUUCGCGUCCAAUUCGGGGUUUUACGAAGAAUUUCAUAGGAAAACGUAUCAAUUUAUGAACAAAGUGCUGAGCGAGCCCAGCUUCCGGGUUGUCAACGACCUCAUCAACGAUUUAAAAGUGCCUUUUUAUCAUCUGGUCAGCAGUUGGAUCCAGCGCUGCUAUCUGGGGAUGUUAUCCAUGGAUCAGCUCGCAGAAUUCAUGGGGUAUCAGAUCAUUUUCGGUCAAAAUUUUACGGUAGGUCACUUUUUUAUAUCGUUUUUUAUAUUCUGCAAAAAUUAUUUUUGCCGGCUUACAGAACGCCAAGAAUUUUAAAUUUUGGCGGGAAAAUUUAAAUUUGAAUUUUAAAAGUUGAAGUAAUAUGAGAAUAAAUAAUAUAACACAUUUCAGGGUUACUUUUGUAUUGUGAUAUUGCAAUUUCUGAGCGAAAGAAUCGACCUGAGCGAGAAGAAUCUGGAACAUUUUCUACUCCCAGAUCUCAGCGAUUUUGCCCUCAGGGAUUAUUUGAUCGAAUUCAAAAAACUGGAAAGAAUCAGAAUCCACAAAUCGGAUUGA